UUUGUGAACAGACUCCAUUUUGAAGGACCCGGUGAACAGAGGAAAUAAGGCUUUGCAACUCGUCUAAAGGAAAGGAAGCCAUCUGUUUUCCGGGAUGGAGCCAUGGCAGCAUGAGUCGGCCCUAUGAACUGCCCAUCAAAGAUGCUCAGGCCUGCUGCUCUGACCUAACAUUGACCUCUGCCCCCAAUGACCCUGUCUCCCCCUGCUCAAAGCACCAUAACCGCAAUUCAAGACUAGACCCUCCACAUGCCAUGCAGCUGUCCACCGCCCCUGCCCUCAAAUCUACAUCCACCUAUGGGUUCAUCAAGGACCUAUCUUCCUCCUACAGCCCUCUGGGAAGGCUACAGCACCUGACCACCAUGGUCAGCCACCCGGACCUGGUCCUACCUGGAGUCGGGGAGAGGGCCUCCCAGGGCUCCAGGGAAGACUCGCAUACCCGGAAUGCUGUAAAUUCCUUGGCCCUCACACCUCCCCAGCCAGGCAGCAGAGACACAGACACCAGUAAGACUAAUCUUAGUGUGGAGAAGAAGAGUGACUGUUGCUUCUCUGACCCACCCAGUCCAGCCUUCUCACUGGAUAGCAACAGCCCCUUUGCGAAUGGCUACCUGCAUUUUGAGUCCACUUUGUUUGAUGAUGAUGAUGAUGAUGCAGAGGAUGAUGAGGAUAUAGCUUUACCUCUGACAGACAGACAGAGAAAGGUUGGAAAGUCACCUGAACCUCUUCCUGGAUUUUUAAACUUGAAGGUCAAAAAUAUACCGGAGCCAGGGCUGUCUGUGGGUAAAGGCUUGCAGUCCCCUGGUGUCCCCCCAUUUACAGCACAUGAUGGGUCAAACGAGGACUGGGGGAGUGACUGUGAGCCGCUCUCUCUUGGGAAUAGCCCCUCUGGGCCUGCAAUGAUGGGCAGCCCAAAGAAGAAGUCCUUUCCACCUGUAAAGUUUUUAGAGGGUGAAGUUAUAUGGGCAAAGUUCAACCGAAGACCCUGGUGGCCUUGUGAGGUGACCGUUGACCCACUACAGGGAACCUACAACAAAAUGAAAGAGCCCAGUGACAGGCCUUGUCGGCAGUACCACAUCAGGACCUUUGGGCAGCCUGUGGAACUGGCCUGGGUCACAGGGAAAGCUAUACACACAUUUAAUGGAGGCUUUGAGUUCGAACAGCUCCCCUUGCUGCGCAGGAGAGGAAGGCAAAGGGACGAAGACUACAAAUACAUUAUACCCAAGAGGUUUAAUGCAUCUUGGAAAACCAGUGUGGCUGAAGCAGAAUCUGUCCUCCCAGAGCGACCCAAAAUGGGUGUCUCUAUACCUGACUCCAUAUCUACAACCCUCUAUGAUGUGUCCACAUCAGAAAAAGAGGGCAAGGCUCUUCCAACUACCCCUUCCAAUCCACCCAACUGUAUACACCCUGCACCAAGCAACUUAACAAAUGGAACUCUGUCACCACACAGUAAACAUUCCCCAACAAAAGGAAGCACUUCCAAGAAGCCUCAAAGCAAGAAGAAGCCAAGUAAAGCAUUUAAAUCUAUAAAUGAGUGCUUGAACACCAAAACAACAUUUGACAGCACUGACAAGCCAGAGGGGGACAUAAAAGAAUGUCCGUAUUCGGACCUUGACUCUAUCCCCAAUAUUUUGUGUCCUAAAGCACUUGAGCGUCAAUCCAAGCCCGCUCAGACUCAGCCCUCAGUUCCAGUAGUAAAAGAGGUGAAGAAGCAUCCUGAAGGACACAGUCGACUGUGGUUCAGCAAACCAGGAAAAGACAGGCGACUCAACACUACCGCCUCCUUAUCUAACCACAGUGCCUUCAGCAAGGGCCCCUGCAAGAAAAAGACUCAAACUGCAGCUGCUGUCAACAGAAAGACUCAAGUGUCCAGUGCGGCCAUCAAGGAAUGCUCUAUUGAUCAGUUGAAGACUCCAGUGUCCAGUGUAAUAGUCAAAGAACACCCUGCUGAUCAGUUGAAGACUCCAGGGUAUAGCGUAACAGUCAAAGAAUGUCCUGUUGAUCAGUUGAAGACUCCAGUCUCAAGUGUGCCCGAGCUCCCUGAUGAGUCGAAGGCCCUGCGCAAGCAGCUUGCACAUCUGCCAGCUAGCAACCGCCUGAUGACCAGAGCUCUUAAAGCUAUGGAGUUAGCAGAGCGGAAACAGAAUCUGUUCUUCAGCCCAAAGCCUGGCUGUUUCCUUCCAAUCACCAAGACAGAGGAGGAGGUGUCAUCUUCCACAAACACUCCUUCUGAUAAACCAGAGACCAAAACAGACUGUGAUACAGAGGACAAACCUUUAAAGGUUGACAAUGAUAAUCAGAUCACUGCUUUGCCAAAUUGGUCCUCCUCAAAGUUCACCAGGUUGAAGGACUUUGAAGCAGAGGUUAAGACUGAAGAUGAGGGCUUCUUGAUAUCCCAGAUGCCUGUGGACUUCAUACCUCUGACUUCUGGGAAGGCAAAGAAAAAUAACUGUGUGUCUGACAUCUCCUCCUGUUCCUCGCCAUGCUUCUCUCCCAUGGACGCCUUCAAAGACAUUAAAGAGUUAUCCUUCAAGUCCCUGGAAUCAAGUGAGGGUGAUGGGAAACCUGUGUCUUUUAAACCAGACACUAACUACACGUUCAGUACUUUCCUCAUGCUGCUGAAGGACAUGCACGAUACCAGGGAGAAAGAUGGAACUCCCUUGGAGCUAGAAAUCGGACCACCCAGUGCCCAUGUAAAAGAGGAGCCUUCCGUGAUUCCACCCUUACUGGGAGAGGAGUCACUCGGUCAAGGCCCGAGUCUCAGCAAAAGUCAACAAGGCAAGAGCAAAACCAAGGUCAAACCCAAGUCUUCUCUGAAGGUAGAAAUUCCACAACUUGAAGGCAGCACAAACCAGGGUGUGAAAAGGCUAGCCAAAAAGAGAGGCUCGUCCGGGACAAAAAAGAAACCGAAUGGAAAAGUGCCUUGUGGUAAGAGGUCUCCUGGACCUGGCUACCUUGGGAUGGAGGCCUCGCACCACCUUCCGAGCAAUUCUUGGGAGAAGUUUGACCAGGAUUUAGAGAUAUUAGGGGGGGUGGGGGAGGGCUGCAGUAGGCUAACGAAUGAGAGACUACAGAACAUGGUGCAUUUGGAGCAGGGUGGUGUAGAACCAUCAGUGUCCUUUCAGCCAAAGACAGUGUUGGACCAGCAGACUAUCCCUGCUACAAUCUCUUCAAACACUACACAAAGUACUGGGGAAGGCCAGGAGGCUCCCACAGCACAUAAACGAAUUCGAAAACCAAGCAAAAGACUCAUAGAAUGGACAGAAGAGUACGGUCAGGUAAUCUCCACAAGGAAGAAACAGAAAAAGCCCCUCCAGUCUUUGGGAAAGGUGGCACAUUCCAACAGCAACAAACCAGAUCCCCUACCAUCAGGGAAAACCACACAUGACCAUGCCCCUCUGAACCCACUUCCUGAAAUACAAACUCUGCCCCCAGACGAACCAUCCAAGACCCCCACUGGACAAGCCCCUCCCCCAAUAGAGAACACUCCCCCUCAGGAUGCACCUAUCCUGUCCAUAGAUACUCUAAUCCCGCCCCCUUCGCUGUUGAGUGACGGUCUGACGAAGAAUGUUGGUGACAUUCCAUACUUGGAAACCAUCCAUAAGAGACAGAGGAAACCAACUCCGAAGAUUAUGGAGGCUGCCACAAUUCCAAAAAAGAGGGUCAAGUCCCUGAAGACCAUCUUAUCAAGUCAUGCUGUUCAUUCAGGCUCUGGACAACUCUCCUCUAAAUCAAAGAUCAAGCCACCUACGACAGCCACCCCUGCACCCUCCACAUUUACACCCUGCACCCCUGCACCCUGCCCCCCGAGCAGCCUGGAGAGCGGGUCAGACUGUGAUGUCACCACGCCCCCCACUGAGGAAACUGAUCUCCAUGACGAUGGGAGGGACACCCUAGAUCCAGAGGGUUUUACAUCCAGUUUGGAUGACAGCUUUUCAUCCAUGAGGGAGGAGUCUUCACUGUGCGAUGAUACACUCUCCCCCAAUAAGAAGAUCAUAGGGGACAGAGGGGGCGCUGCCUCAUUGAAGGAGAAUGUGUGUCAGGUGUGUGAGAAGACUGGGGAGCUGCUGCUGUGUGAGGGCCAGUGUUGUGGGGCCUUCCACCUCCAGUGUAUCGGCCUCACAGAGCCUCCUAUAGGGAAGUUCAUCUGCCAGGAGUGCAAGUCUGGUGUCCACACCUGUUUUGCGUGUAAGAAGCCCGGGGAGGACGUGAAGCGCUGUAUGAUCCCAGUGUGUGGGAAGUUCUACCAUGGAGAGUGUAUAGCCAACCAAGCUCCCGCUGCCCCACUGCACCGGGGCUUCCGCUGCUCUCUCCACGUCUGUCUGUCCUGCUUCAUAACCAACCCUGUCAACCCCUCCAUCUCCAAAGGUCGUCUGACGCGCUGUGUGCGCUGCCCUGUGGCGUACCAUGCCAAUGACUACUGCAUGGCAGCGGGCAGUGUGGUCCUGGCCAACAACAGCUUCCUGUGUCCCAACCACUUCACCCCCCGCAGGGGCAUCCGCAACCAUGAACACGUCAACGUCAGCUGGUGCUUUGUCUGCUCCGAAGGGGGCAGUCUGCUGUGCUGUGAGUCGUGUCCUGCUGCCUUCCACCAGGAGUGUCUGAACAUCGACAUGCCUGAGGGCAGUUGGUUCUGCAACGACUGCCUGGCCGGGAAGAAGCCCCACUAUAAGGACAUCCUGUGGGUCAAAGUGGGCCGAUACAGGUGGUGGCCUGCGGAGGUCAGCCAUCCCAAGAACAUUCCGGAGAACAUCCUACGUAUGAGACACAACGUAGGAGAGUUCCCUGUGCACUUCUUUGGUUCCAACGACUACCUGUGGACCUACCAGGCCCGAGUCUUCCCCUACAUGGACGUAGACACCAACAAUAAGGAGAAGAUGGGGAAGGGAGUAGACGCCAUCUACAAGAAAGCUUUGGAGGAAGCUGCUAAUAGGUUUCUGGAACUGCAGGCAGAGAAAGAACUGAGACAGCUUCAGGAGGACAGGAGGAAUGACAAGAAACCCCCUCCAUACAGACACAUCAAGGUGAAUAGGCCAAUCGGGAAGGUGCAGUUCAUCACGGCCGACCUAUCAGAGAUCCCGCGCUGUAACUGCAAGGCAUCGGACGAGAACCCGUGUGGCAUUGACUCUGAGUGUAUCAACCGCAUGCUGAUGUACGAGUGCCACCCCCAAGUGUGCCCAGCGGGGGAGAGCUGCCUUAACCAGGCCUUCACCAAGCGCCAGUACAGCCAGGUGGAGAUCUUCAGGACGCUGGCACGAGGCUGGGGCCUUCGCUGUGCCCACGACAUCAAGAAGGGGGAGUUUGUGAAUGAGUACGUAGGAGAGGUGAUCGAUGAGGAGGAGUGUCGGGCCAGGAUCAAACACGCCCAGGAUAACGACAUCUGUAACUUCUACAUGCUGACUCUGGACAAGGAUCGGAUCAUCGACGCUGGUCCGAAGGGGAAUCAGGCCCGCUUCAUGAACCACAGCUGCCAGCCCAACUGUGAGACCCAGAAGUGGACGGUGAAUGGAGAUACACGUGUGGGGCUCUUCGCUCUCAUAGACGUCCCUGCAGGCACAGAGCUGACGUUCAACUACAAUCUGGAGUGUCUGGCCAAUGGGAAGACUGUGUGUAAAUGUGGAGCUCCAAACUGCAGCGGCUUCCUAGGAGUCCGGCCAAAGAACAACCCUCCAGCAGACGACAAGGGCCGCAAGCUGAAGAAAAAGGUCCAGGCUAAACGGAAGAACAAGAUGGAGGUGACCAAGGAGAGGGAGGACGAGUGCUUCAGUUGUGGGGACGGGGGACAGAUUGUGUCCUGUAAGAGACCAGGCUGUCCCAAGGUCUACCACGCAGACUGUCUCAACCUCACCAAAAGGCCUGCAGGUCGGUGGGAGUGCCCGUGGCACCAGUGUGACCUGUGUGGUAAGGAGGCGGCCUCCUUCUGUGAGAUGUGUCCCAGCUCGUACUGCACAAUGCACCGCGACGGCAUGCUCUUCAUCUCCAAGCUGGACGGACGGCUGUCCUGCAGCGAACACGACCCCUGUGGACCAGACCCCCUGGAGCCAGGGGAGAUCAGGGAACACCUACCCGACACUGGGGCUAUCUCACCAGGCCUGGGGGCUAGUGUUGUACCCCCUCCUGCUGCUGACGUGGCUGGUGCUGCGGCUACAGUCACUACAAGGGGGACAGGGGACCCCCAACCUAUCCCUGGCCCUGAGUCUUUCUCCCCUCUCCCCAUCUCUGGUCCCAUCUCUGGCCCCAUCAGCACCCCUCUACCCAGCUCUGAGGCCAUCGAUAGCUCUCACCUAUUCCUUCCCCAAUACUCACCCAUCUCUUCCUACGGAGAUGAGAAAGAAGAAAUUGAGGAUCCUUUUGGUAAUGAAGAGGGGGAUGGAGAGGGGAUUGAGGGAGAGUUGGAGGAUGGAGAGAUGGAAGGCUUAAAGUUGAAAGAUGAAGAGGAUGAGGAAGAGGAGGAG
Molecule: messenger RNA, 6449 nt
Organism: Coregonus clupeaformis (lake whitefish)
Lineage: Eukaryota; Metazoa; Chordata; Actinopteri; Salmoniformes; Salmonidae
Product: histone-lysine N-methyltransferase NSD2
Exons: 23
Biological process (GO): regulation of DNA-templated transcription
Cellular component (GO): nucleus; chromatin
Molecular function (GO): protein binding; histone H3K36 methyltransferase activity
Source: RefSeq, a predicted model, not a curated record